Messenger RNA from Quercus robur (English oak), 903 nucleotides. RefSeq lists its product as uncharacterized. The transcript is spliced from 4 exons. The coding region runs from base 1 to 903 and encodes 300 amino acids. The record is from RefSeq and is a predicted model, not a curated record. Lineage: Eukaryota; Viridiplantae; Streptophyta; Magnoliopsida; Fagales; Fagaceae.
AUGGUCGAUGAACAACAAAAGGGGAACAUGGAACAUGGUGUCUUUAAGGCCAAAGUUUGGUUACCAAUUACGAAAACCCUAAAUGAGCAAACCGGGAAGGGUUUCACCCCUAAGCAAGUGAAAGACAAGCAUAAUAGGCUUAGGCAAAAACAAAGAAAGUGGGGCCAGCUUUUGAGGCAUACCGGGUUGGGGUGGGAUGAGACAACCCAAACGGUGACUGCUUUUGAUGAGGUGUGGGCUAACGUGAUUGCGGGGGAUAAUAAGGCAGCUGCAUUAGGGAAGAAAGGGUGUCCUGAUUAUGAGAAGCUCAAGCAACUUUUUGCCCCUAAUACUGCAAUUGGUUCCCUUCAAAUUUUCUCAAACACACCAGCCCCAGAUAGUGAUGAAGAGCGUGUCCUGGAAGAGGAACUUGCCAAUGAGGAACGUGAGGCACAUCGUAUCUUGUUGGAUGAUGAUGAUUGCUACAAUCCUAACAUGGAGGGCGUAACCCAAGACGAUCCCACUGUUGAUGAGCAAACCCAAUGCACGGACAAACGUCCCAUGGAAGAGCCUACUACCAAGGUGAAGAAGGUUGCCAAGAAGAAUGAUAGGGCUAGUGAGAUGACCAUGGCUCUUCAAGAGUACACUGCCUUGGCAAGGGAAAGGGUGAGUUCAGCUGCUAACAUUAUUGCAAUUCUCUUGGGUAUAGGUAUAAUGGUCUCCCCCAGUGAUCCUUUCUGGCAAUAUGAUUUUGAUGAUGCUUAUUUUAACUCCGACAAUGAUGACAUGGACAGUGGUGGUUGUGGUGAUGACAUGGACACUAGUUUGAGUGAUGAUGACAUGGAUAUAAGUGAUUGUGACGAUGACAUGACCACUAGUGCAGACACGGACUCGAAGUAUGACAGCGAGGAGGAGGAGUUUUGA